GACAGUUUUUCUCGUUUUUUUUUCCAGUCGAUUUUUAGAAUUGGGCUGCGGGGUUUACCGUGCGCGACUCGCUUUUAGUAUAUAGUGUUGCAACUUUAACGAAACAUGGGCAAACACAAACGAAGGCGGCAUCGCAAGAAGCAACAAACGCAACGGCAAGCUAGCCGAGACGUCGAGGAUCCAAUUAACUCCAACGUGGACGAAUUGACCACACCGGUUUCGCGUUUGAAUGAAGCCGAUCGAUUCGGCGAUGUAGCUUCCCCUUUAAAAACGACCCCGGUAAACAAGAGGCGCAGUUUCGCCCGUAAGAAAGACUCCGUGAACUGGAACGUGACGAACCUAAACAGGCUCUUCGACGACGAUGAUAUAAACUCGUCGAGGAACGAGACUUUAAAAGUUAACGCGACACCUACUUUGAUCCACAAAAGUACGCAGACGAAUCGGGAAGACGUCGUGAUGCCGUGCGAACUGAACAACCGCAAAACCGGCGUCAAAUUGACGAAAUUUACGAUAAACGAAGUGAACGUCAAUCCGUAUUUGAAGAAUAAGGACUACAGGUGGCCGAGAGAAAGCAGCGCGGACGAGACGUCCUUUUUUUCACCGCAGCUGUUCGAAAUGAAGUCCUCGUCGACUCCUAUAGGACACAAAGUGCAAGAAAAUAAACGCCUCAGCACACUCAAAGAGUCGAUUUUGCGCGAAGACAAUAAUUCAAGCGUGGAAAAGGUGGAAAACAAGGAUCGCAAUGUCUUCGAAACGAGCGAAACCAAGUGCGACAGGGUGAACGUGAACGUUAACACUCCGGGCUCGGAAAAAGUGAUGGAUAAAAAGCGACUGUUUAAUCGAUCGCCGAGGACCAGAAAAUUUACGGUUUAUCCGAAAAUGUCGCCCGUUAGUAUCUCGUACUCCAGACUCAACGAGAGCAGGAGAUUUUCCAUGGAUUCCGACAACCUCCGUUCUGUAUCCUUAAGAUUGGGUGUUCACCCAAUAUUAAAGAGGCUGGUGUCGAAGAUCAAAUGCUACAGCAGGACGUCGGUGAGGUGGUCGAUCAAAAUGGUGGAAGCGUGCGCUCAACUCGGUAUCCACAUAAAAAACGGCUUGACAGCGCUGUGCAAUGCGUACAAUUCGCCGCAAUCGGGAGGCGAAAGUGGGGACGCGAAACACGAGAGCCUCGCGAGGAGAAUUGAGGCCCUCGCUUCCGAUUUCGUUAAUGUUAAGGGCGAAGUAAACGAUUGCAUCGCCAAGCAGCUGCGCGACGACGACAUCGUCGCGAGGCUAAAGGAAGAGUUGACUCAGGUUAGAAGGGAGCUCGGUUCCCUCAAGGAUGAAGUCCGUGACCUAAAAUGUCGCCCGCCGCUCACCCCUGCGAACCCAGUUCGCGCGCCGCCCCCGCCCCCGCCUCCUCCGCCGCCGCCGCCAUCGCUAUUGGUGGCACACCCGACGCCCUUACUUAAACCAACCAGGAAACCACAAGGAAAAGAAAACAGCGGCGGCGAAGGAACCAGACCCGUCAUAUCCCUAGAUGACAUUUUGAAGGUUAGACUGCGAAAACCUUCAGAUCGUAACGUGACUCCGCUGUCGCGGCGGUUGUCUCAACCGGCGGUAUCGAUGGAGAUGUUGCGUCAAGUCAAGCUGCGUCCCCCGCAUGCGCGCAGGGAAGUAACUACGACUCAUAGCGAGAACGCGUCGCCCUUGUCGACGAGCCCUCAUUCGAGCCUUCGCAGGUUAUUAAAUGGCGACAACGGCACGUGGAGGGUGAAGCGGUUGAGAAAGGUCGGGGGUUACAGUUUAGACUCUGUUCACAGGCACGAAGGAGAUUACCGAUCACCCACUUCCGCGUGUAAACGCGAACGACAGUGUAGCUGAAGGCGAAAGAGGUUAGGUCCAUUUGUUUAUCGAUAUUAUUUAUAAUGAUAUAGUUUAUUUGGAGCUAUUUAUUUAUGAAAAUUAGGCGUGACUACGUUCUUUGCAAUAUUGUUUUUUUGUUUACCUUUGUGAAAGACUGCGCCUCUAAUAUAUACUCGUGUUUUGUUCUUUUUUUUAGUUUCUCUUUUAUAUAAAAGAUAUUAUAGGAGUAACGAUGAAUG
Molecule: messenger RNA, 2084 nt
Organism: Cylas formicarius (sweet potato weevil)
Lineage: Eukaryota; Metazoa; Arthropoda; Insecta; Coleoptera; Brentidae
Exons: 4
Coding region: 106-1863 (585 amino acids)
Source: RefSeq, a predicted model, not a curated record